Ctenopharyngodon idella (grass carp) is the source of this 1545-nucleotide messenger RNA. Its product is annotated as zinc finger protein 239-like. The transcript has 2 exons. Gene Ontology annotation, cellular component: nucleus. Gene Ontology annotation, biological process: regulation of transcription by RNA polymerase II. NCBI's taxonomy places the organism in Eukaryota, Metazoa, Chordata, Actinopteri, Cypriniformes, Xenocyprididae. Gene Ontology annotation, molecular function: RNA polymerase II cis-regulatory region sequence-specific DNA binding; DNA-binding transcription activator activity, RNA polymerase II-specific. The record is from RefSeq and is a predicted model, not a curated record. The coding region runs from base 52 to 996 and encodes 314 amino acids.
GAGAAGGACAAACUCCAGGUGUAGCAGCUGAAAUCUGUGUGACUGUUAAAGAUGGAGUUUAUUAAAGAGGAGAUUGAAGACAUGAGUAUUUCAGAACCAUCCGGAAUAAAACAUGAAGAUACUGAGGAACAAAUAGACCAGAUAAAAGUGAAGGAGCAAAGACAGAAACUAAAUGAAAUAAAGAAACACUGUGACUUCAAAACUCGAGGAACAAAAGCCAAAACGCUGCACACCUGCUCACAGUGUGGAAAGAGUUUCCAACAUAAAGAAGCACUUAACACACACAUGACCAUUCACACUGGAGAGAAACCGUAUACAUGCAGUGAGUGUGGGAAAAGAUUUUCUCGAGCAUCAAGUUUCAGUGAUCAUCUGCAUGUUCACUCUGGAGAAAAACCAUUUAACUGUGAUCAGUGUGGUAAAGAUUUUAUUUUGUCAUCAGAUCCAAAAAAACACCUAAAAGUUCAUUCAGAUGAGAGGCCUUUUGUGUGUUCUCUCUGUGGAAAGAGUUUUUCAUGGCUGAACAGUUUUAAACUGCACCAGAAAACACAUGAUGAAGUGAGAGAUCAUGUGUGUUUGGACUGUGGGAAGAGCUUUACUGCAACUAGUCAUCUAAAACGGCACCAAAGAAUUCACACUGGAGAAAAACCUUACAAGUGCUCAUAUUGUGACAAGAGUUUCACUAUGUCUGGAAACCUGAAAGUACAUGAGCGACUUCAUACUGGAGAGAAGCCGUACAACUGUACUCAGUGUGAGAAGAGUUUCAAUAAUGCAACAGGUUUAAAAAAUCAUCUUUUUUUUCAUUCUGGAGAAAAGCUUUUUAACUGUGAUCAGUGUGGUAAAGAUUUUAAUUUGUUAUCAAAUCUAAAACAACACCUGAAUGUUCAUUCAGAUGAGAGGCCUUAUGUGUGUUCUUUCUGUGGAAAGAGUUUUUUAUGGAUGAACAGUUUUAAACGGCAUCAGAAAUCACAUAAUGAAGAGAGAUCAUGUGUGUUGUGAUUGUGGGAAGAGCUUUACUACAGCUGAGGAUCUGAAACAGCACCAAAGAACUCUGGAGAAAAACCUUACAAGUGCUCAUAUUGUGACAAGAGUUUCACUCAGUCUGCACACCUGAAAUCACACGAGCGACUUCAUCAUACUGGAGAGAAGCCGUACCACUGUACUCAGUGUGAGAAGAGUUUCAAAGAUGCAACAGAUUUAAAAUAUCAUCUGCAGGUUCACUCUGGAGAAAAGCUUUUUAACUGUGAUCAGUGUGGUAAAGAUUGUAAUUCAUCAGAAAAUCUAAAACAACACCUCAAAGUUCAUUUAGAUGAGUGAGAGAUACUGGAUAGAAGCUGCACUACUGUACUCAGUGUGAGAAGAGCUUUAGAUAUUCACCAAACCUUCUCACUCAUAUGAAAAAUGCUGCAACUGAGCAACAUUCGUUUUCAGUUCAAAUAUCAGGAUGGAUUGUGUGCUAAAUAUGUCUUUUAGUGUAUUAUGUUGUUUUUCUGAUAGUACAUGCAACUGGAAAUAAAACAUUUCAUUUUGAUUGAUCUGUUUAAUGAA